AUGAAAGGCCUAAAUGUUGAGAUUAACUCCAUGGUAACACCGUCGUACGCAGUUAAGGUUGCGCCGACAGUCUUCCUACAGCAUAUAGUUUUGGAUAAAAGCUUGUUGGCGGGCCAUAUGCUUCAUGGCUUUUACCCCGACUUGCAUAUUAUAUUCAAAUUAAUGACACCGCCAGACACACUCUUAGCUCCUCCAAUGAACUCUUCAAUCCAGAGUACUAUUAUUUGCAAGAAAACACAACUCACAUACGUUUGGAACUCCCAGCAGCUCACCUUCCCCAUUUCGAUCUCCAACCUGCCACAAGCAGCACACUUCCACAUUAGUAUCUAUGUACAUGGUGUCCUUUUAGGUUCUACAGAGUUCCCCCUUUAUAAUGAGCACUUUGCCCUACGAUGCAUGAUGCACACAUGCCUUAUCAAGCCCAUAGCCUACACAGAUGACCAGAUUAGCGAGGAGCUUCCACCGAUAGAGCUUUCGUUUGAGCUGGCGCUCCCUCAUUCUGAGGACAGGACAAGAACCAUUGCUAAUACUGUCUGCUACGCGCCAGAAGGCCUCUUUCGGAAGACUUCAAUGGGGUCUAUUACUACCACUGCCGAUGCUCAUCUCGCCACAGCCAAGAGCCCUGCGCACGUCUCGCUUCUGGAGAUGAAUGCGCUCCUGUCCUCCUCUAUUACAACUGAUAUGGAUCUUGCUCUUGCACACAAGGUUAUAGAGCACUACUACCGCGUUGCCAUGAAAGAGGCCCUUUACCUCAACAAGCCCCACAUUCAGAAGCAGUUGACUGCAAGCCUAUUCAACCAAGAAGCCAUUGCUGUCUCAAAUUAUGCCGCGAUAACGGUCCAAAACUAUAUACCAUGCAUGCAGUUUUACGAUUGUGAGCAAGUGCUUGCAAAGUUCACAGCAGAUCAGGAAGCCGGGGCCUUCUCUCGUCUGGCUGUUGCACUCAAGACCGCCACGGAGAAACCUCUCUCGGACGUGGAUCUCUUUGGGCUCAAGAGUGCAACAUCCACAUACACUAAUGCAGAGACUCUUUCUCAUCUACGGAACAUAAUAGCACGCUCCUUCAAUAAGUACCAAGCCGAUCCCACACCCACUUCUUCCCAAAAUGAUGACACUUCCCCUAGCCAGGAUUCAUCCUACACACUCACACACAAUGUGCGGGCAGCUACAAGUAUUGAUGAGAUCAAGCUCGACCAGUUUAACCCAACAGAUUACGCUUUGGCUCUAAACUACAAGAUCUCUUCUAAAUGCAAGGUGCGCGACCAGAACGAGCAUAUCUUGUCAGCAAUCGCACCACAGUACGAUGCAGAUCCGUCGACAUUGGUCCCAGACAAUGCCAGCGCUGGAAAAUUGGCGAAACUAUGCGACGUUCUAUUUACUCACCAACUAAGGAGUCAGGACAAAGACUUAAUUUGGAAGUAUAGAUAUUACAUGCGUAAGUAUCCCAGAGGACUGAUAAAGGUUAUAAGUUCCAUACCACAGAGCUAUAGGAACGUGUUGAUAAGGCAGCGUUCAGUCAAGGACAAAGGCCAGGACAGCGGUCAAAAUUUUGGCGAUUCUAUUGAUGAAUCUACUAAUCAGGACCUUCGACACAUUGUGGGAGAGCUCAAAACCCUUCUAUACACGUGGAAUGAUCCUGCAAUCGAUCAGCUUCUUCUCCUUCUCUCACAAGAGUACUCUCUGUAUAAUUUGAACACUAACGUGAUACGUGAGUAUGCUAUCAAUAAGCUUAACCAGUUUGCAGACUCUGUGCUACUCCAGUUUUUGCUGGAGUUGACGUUCAAAAUAGAUCUUGACGAAAGCCUCUGCAUUGUCGACCUAUUUAAUUAUAAAGAAUUGUACCAGUCCAUUGAGGACCAGAUGAUUGAUCAGCAGGAAACGUUAGCACGAGAGAAGAAGAAGCGCCUAGAAACUGCCGAGCAAGACCUUCUCAAUAUAACACCCAUCAUAGAAACUAAAUCGUUACCUUUCAAGGGGACAAAGAAGAAUGCGCUUCAAUCAAAAUCGAUUUUGUCGGGGAUGAGUGCUUCUCCGGCAGAAUUUUUUGAUCUGCGGGGAUCCAAGGACCCAAUUGUGGACCCCAAAACAAGCAAAACAAGCAUAGCAAGCAUCCCUGUUGCUGGUAACACAUUUAGCAGCUCAUCUAAGCUUUCGAUAAAGUCCUUUACGCACCACUCCUUUUCAGUGGAGAUUCCGACUCAAAGCUAUGGUCGCAGUCAGGUUAUGCCGAAGUCUACGCUUCAGAAAGCAACCAUACUGAACGAAGAGGAGGUGUCCUCGUUCUGUGAAGCAAGGUUUGGCAAUAUGGCAGAUUUGCAAUUCGAUACAAUGGACAUGUCAUACACUGACUCAUCUGACGAGGCGCCCACCAUUCUCCUCAGAAGUGCUGACGAUCACACAACAAGUGACGACACGAAGGGUACCAUUGGGGAGCACUCCCAAACUUCUGGAAGGGAAGAGUCUGCACUGGUGCACAAUCCUGCAGAGCCUCAGAGGUAUCUCACAUUUAAAAACCUUUCAGAUAUGUUGAUAGCCAGAGCUAUCUCAGCGCCAUACACAUUCUAUCUGUUUUAUUUUUAUGUAGAUUUAUGGUAUAGCAAUUCGAUUAGACAACAGGAUGAGAAUGCACAGAGAAAGCUGCUGGCAUGCAGAGAUGGUUAUUAUGCUAUCAUGAAGGAGAAGGACCCAGAGUUUUACUCCUGUCUACGCUCCACAAUCUUAUUCUCUCAGCAACUUAUUAACAUUUCAAAGAAAUCUUCAGAACUAGGCUCUGUUAGGCAUGCAGACCAGGAGAAAAUGAUCAAGAAGAUGAUUCAGGAUGGCACUCUUCUCACAGCCCUAGAGCGUAAGCAGAACUCGGACCCGAGUAUGGAUGAUGAGCACAGUGACCCUAGACUUGAUAGCGACAAACUCGGAGUCAUCUUCCCAUUUGUCAUGCUUAAGAACCAUCAGACCACCGCUAGUGACGAUGCCUUCGUUACAGCAAUUAAUCUGCGCAGGCCCAUGCGCCACAGACGGAUAGAGUCCCUCAAUGCAGCCAGCUUCUCAACCGAGUUUAAUAUUUUUGUGACCGAAACGGAGAAUAGCAACCCAUCAACCGUUGUUCAGUCAUCACCCAAGAAGCUCUGUUCAGACGCUGUUACCGAUGCUUCUGGAACAUCGUCCAUACCACAGUUCUCCGUGUCUCCACUGCAAGAAGAAGGAGACACUAAGGCAGUCAAGAAUGACGUGGAGAAGAAGCCUGGAAACGUCCUGGUCGUAGAUAAGAACGAGACCUAUGCAGACUUCCACAAAAAGUUUGUCCACAUAUGCGGCAUAAACCCAGAUAAUGUUAAGGUAAUGACCUCUGCAAAGCGUCCCAUCCUGUACCACCUUAUCCAGGCAGAAACGGGGAAGGAAAUCCCUGUACUGCUUAAGAUUAACGACGAUGUGCGACUAGACAUGCUCUACGUCCACUUGUUCUCUCUUAUGGAUAGCUACAUGCAGACGCACAACUUAGACAUGAAGUUCACCAUAUACUCCUGUUUCGCCCUGUCACCAUCUAUCGGAUUCAUAGAGUGCAUCUUACCAUCAGAAUCCCAAGACGACAUAUACAAGAAGAAGGAACUGGGAACAAUUACUGACUACUUCAACGCCAUGCUCUGCAAAUACAGAAGCCAAGUUUCUCCAUCUGUCCUCUCGCAGGCCCUGGUGAAGCUACCCUCCCUACUCUCGGAAAUAUCUGCAAAACUGCUGGCCGACGAAUCGCUGUGUCUCAGCAGUCUUAUAAGUGAGUCUAUUCUGGAUGGAAAACUACCUCCACAAUCACCCUACGCCUUUUCCGAAUUUAGUGACAAAACAAUUCCGUCUGUUGCGGGCAAAGGAUCUCUUCCGUUUGGAGAGGAGUCAUACCAAAUGGUUAAGAAGAGAACCCGGCCAUCAAACCUCUCUUCCACCAGCGUACAUAUACCAAACAUGUCCACGUCUAUGGACGAUCUUAUGGGAGGCAUAAGGAGCACAAAGGGUGCCCACAAAAGCGUCUUUAGUGAUGACGGUGUGGAGAAGCGACAAGAGAACUCUCGUGGACACUCAAGGCAUGUCUCAACUUCAGACUGCUCCUAUGGAGGGUCAGAAGCCAAGGGCAGUGGAGACAAGGGAUCAGAGACUAUAGAAUCUGACAAGGUGAUGAGUGCAGGGGCAACACCGUCGAUCCAAAGUCGCCACACCCGAGGGGUACCAUCAAACCUGUCUCUACAAAUAGGAAAUCGUCCGUUGACACAGGACAUCGUUCAGAAGUGGUUAGUGGAGCAAUUGACCGUCAAGGGCAUAGAGUCCUUACCCCAGAAGGUGUACGCAAUAAUUGGCUCAGUGAUUGACAAGGUGUAUAGAUUCAACGGUCCCUUAAAUUGCAUGAAUGAUAUCACAGCAGAAGCUCAAAUGUCAAAUUUUGUCAAGUCCACCGCCGCAUACAGUGUUGCAACAUAUUUAUUGAGAGCGGGAGACAGACAUGGGGAGAACCUCCUCAUUCGCCCAGACGGGAGGAUGUUCCACAUAGACUUUGGCUGGUGCUUUGGGAAAGAUCCCAAGCUUAUGGCUCCGAAGAUGAAGGUCUCCAAGGACUUGGUCAAGGCCAUGGGCGGAGAGGGAAGCGCAGAUUUUGAGAGUUAUCUCAAUUAUGUAGCUGAAAUCUUCUGUAUGUUGAGACAAGAUGUGUACAUCAUAAUAUCAUUACUGUACAUACUUCAGGGCGGGGGAAUGGCCUAUCUCGAUGAAGCAGCCCAGUCACACUUUUACGUCAUCGAAGACAACUAUCAGCUUUCGCUUGAAAGGGACGCAGCAAUCUAUUACAUACUAGAUGUGGUGAAGGCCUCCAUGAAGGCGAUCAUGGGGCAGUUCAUCGACGCCUUCCACAGGUUCACCCAGGGCUUUAAGAAAUAG
This is a messenger RNA of Giardia duodenalis, 4917 nucleotides long. Its product is annotated as Phosphoinositide-3-kinase, class 3. Lineage: Eukaryota; Fornicata; Diplomonadida; Hexamitidae. Gene Ontology annotation, molecular function: 1-phosphatidylinositol-3-kinase activity. The record is from RefSeq and is a predicted model, not a curated record. Gene Ontology annotation, cellular component: membrane; phosphatidylinositol 3-kinase complex, class III, type II; phagophore assembly site. Gene Ontology annotation, biological process: endocytosis; phosphatidylinositol-3-phosphate biosynthetic process; autophagosome assembly. The transcript has a single exon. Bases 1 to 4917 code for a protein of 1638 amino acids.